Messenger RNA from Filobasidium floriforme, 973 nucleotides. RefSeq lists its product as uncharacterized. The coding region runs from base 108 to 923 and encodes 271 amino acids. Gene Ontology annotation, cellular component: cytosol. The transcript is spliced from 8 exons. The record is from RefSeq and is a predicted model, not a curated record. NCBI's taxonomy places the organism in Eukaryota, Fungi, Basidiomycota, Tremellomycetes, Filobasidiales, Filobasidiaceae. Gene Ontology annotation, molecular function: electron transfer activity.
GUUGUACUCGUAUGGAUCGAUCGAUCUCCCUUGAUUCCUUGAUUGUGUGUGCUACGUAGUUUGGCGACCCUUCCAGACAGACGAUUUCGAGACCAAUCACGGCAGACAUGAUUCCAUCUCGAGUCAACCUUAUCAACGUGCUCGUACCCGUCAAACGGGCGAUCGACUAUGCGGUCAAGAUCAGGAUCGCCAAGGACGGGAAGGGUGUCGACACGACCGUCAAGCAUUCGAUGAACCCCUUCGACGAGAUCGCCGUCGAGGAGGCCAUUCGACUCAAGGAGCGGACCAAAGCCGUCACUUCUAUCAUCGCACUAUCUAUCGGACCGGCCAAAAGUGUCGAGACCCUGCGAACGGCGCUUGCCAUGGGAGCCGAUUCGGCCGUCCAUAUCGUUACACCGGAAGCUCCAUCGCCUUCGUCGAACCCUGAACCGGUAAACGUGGCAGCGGCCAUCAAAGCCGUCAUAGACCGAUCGAAGGCUGCAGGCGCCGACAAGGCGAUCGACCUCGUGAUCAUGGGCAAACAAGCCAUAGACGAUGACUCCGGAAGUACUGGUGGAAUGCUUGCAGGCAUGCUGGGAUGGGGUCAAGGCACUUUCGCCAGCAAGCUUGACGUCGACAAGGCUUCUGGUAAGGUCGAAGUUACCCGGGAAAUCGACGGCGGCCUGUCCCGCAUCGAGAGCAAGUUGCCGAUCGUUGUGACUACCGAUCUCCGACUGAACGAGCCUCGUUACGCAUCAUUGCCCAAUAUCAUGAAAGCCAAAAAGAAGAAGAUCGAAUCGCUCAAGCCGGAAGAUCUCGGGAUCGAUCUGUCGCCCCGUAUGAGUGUUUUGAGCGUUUCCGAACCGCCUAAGAGGGUCGGUGGAGGCAAAGUUGAAAACGUUGAUGAACUCGUGCAGAAGCUCAAGGAAGGAGGAAUUGUAUAGACUUCCAUUACAACCCAAGUGAAAUUCGUAAAUAUGAACUCGUAACGAUG